ACACCAUCCCCGAGUAAAGCGAGGGAUGCCAGAGUGCUUAGGCAGUGCAUGGACAGAUGCAGACGGAGAGAAGACGGCGGCGAAACCAGCUGCACAUUUACGGUGGCGAUGCUGUGCGGUUGUGACACAUCCUCCCAGGAGUGAUGGGCUCUAAGUUGACCAGACAGAGAAGUCUCGAUUUUGAUAGCAAAUUGUCAAAAAGGAGACGCCAGAGGAAUGAUAUUCCUGGAGAGAGCGAGAGGAGUGGCGGCAGGAGCGGAGACUUCUUGUUUACCUCCCUGAUGCUCAAGUCCGACAAGCUUCCAGGGAUGCUGCGGAAAACCAACCACAGCCCAUAUGUCAGGCGGGUGGCUUGGGUCCGGGAAAUCCAGAGGCUUCUCCGGGAGCAGAAGAUGGAGCAAGCGGGCGAAGUGCUGAAAGUGCUGAGAAAGGAUUUGGGACUUCAGGGAACGUCACUCAAUGACAUUUUGUACAAAAAUGCAGCGUUUCUAAACCUGGUGGACCCCAUUUCCCAUGAAUUGCUGCUCAGCCUUGCCCGGGAUCUGCAGUGUCCAAAAAGGGAGACUGACUCGUUCAAGUCUACUAACAAGAUAUGUCGCCAGCUGAUUUACCACCUGACCCCUCACUCCAAGUGGACAAGACAGAGCGUGCCCAGGAGAAAGUCCCAGGCCUGCCUGAAGACCACGCUGAAAAAGAAGCUUUCGGGAGACGUGGUCAACCUGUCGGGAAUCCCGCUCUCUGGCCGGGAUGUCCACCGCGUGGCCUUCUACCUUCAGAGCAGCAGUGACAUGGUGUCCGCCGUAGACCUGAGCUUCACUGAACUGCAGGACGAGAGCUUACGCAUGCUGCUGCCCUACCUCAGCUGCUUGCCGAAACUCACCAUACUUGCUGUUAAUGGCAACCGUCUGACAGCGGCCAUCCUGAAAGACCUGACAGAUGUAAUGAAGGAGCCCAAGAAGUUCCCCACGCUGGCCUGGAUUGACUUGGGGAACAAUGUGGAUAUCUUCACCAUCCCGCAGCCGCUGCUCGUGGCACUGCGGCGCCGCUUCGGUUUACGCAGCAGCCUCCCCACCAUCUACGAGUACAGUGAGGCGCAGGCAUUCGGUAGCUAUAACCCGAAUAUGGAGACCUCUGUGGAGGAGCCUAGUCUGUACGAGGAGGGAGAUAUAGAGGAAGAUGAUAGAGAGGAGGAGGAGGAGGAGGACAGACUGGAGCUUCAAGCCUGGGGCUUUGGAGAAGAAAGCAUGUCAAAAAAUGUGCCGGUGCACUUCUGUGGGAGGUGAUCGCCCAGAGCUGCUUUCUUUUUGACUGGCAGCCUUGCAUUUCCCUCUGUAUCACCUUGCUCCUCCUGCGUUAGCCGAUGUCAGUGUGGUAGAAGAUGCUUACAGUGACCCACACGUUUCUGAAAAUAACUUUAAAAUAAGUAAAUGUGCUGUGUGUCCCUCUGGAUGCUCUGACUACUAAAACUAAAUGUGAUGCAGACAGCUGUGUGUAAGAAUAUGUUUGUGGACUGAUUUAUCCUUCAUUUAUCCAGGGGAGUCUGAACUGAUCCAGCUUCCAGCGCUUCAUCUUACUGAAGUUGUGUGCUUGUCCCUCUUGGAAGCUUUCCGUUAUCUGUCAGUGUCCUCUGGAGCAGCUGUGGAUUAAGUGCCUUGCACGAGGGCACAUCAGCAGUAGCUGCUGAGGAAGAGGGGAGUGUUAUUAAUUCACUUUCUCCAAGCACAUCCUUUCUUUUUUCCAUUCCUUGCCUGAAUAUGUCAGGGUCUGAUAUAUAUGUAAGUAACUAUAUGUCCUGCAUAGGAAACACUUAAGAAACAGGAACAUUUAACUUACUUAGAGAAGAAAGAGUGUGGAAAGUAUAAGCAACAAGUUGACUGUAAUGAGUCGUUCAUCAGCACUCCUGAUCCAAGACUGUACACUGGGUAAUUAUUCACUAGAGCUAGCUGGAGACACUAUAUUAGUGAUUAGUUCAUAAUUAUCCACAAAGUGAGGAGUUUGAUUGAAACACAAAGUGAUAGAGAAGUAAUGAGGAACUGCUGAGGCAACACAGACAGAGUAACAAAUGUUAAAUAUUAAUUUGACAUUUUUAGUAAUGAAUGAGCAGUUAUUGUUUAGGGUUGAUGAAUAUUUGGAUCAGAGUUGAUGAAUUUAUGUAUGAUUAUGAACCAGUCCUCCUCCUCCUCCUCCAUCCCACCCAAUCCCUAGCAUCCUGUCACACCAGCCCUCUGCAAUUACUCCUUCACUACAUCUUUGAAUCUCUUUUGUGGUUUUCCUCUUUUCCUCCUCCCUGGCAGCUCCAUCAUUAGCAUCCUUUGUCCAUUAUCUCCACUAUCCCUCCUCUGCACAUGUCCAAACCAUCUCAGUAUUGCUUCUAACUUUAUCUCCAAACCACCAUCUCCAAGUCAUACACCACCGCAGGUCUCACUACCAUCCUGUAAACUUUCCUUUUCACUCUCGCUGCUCCACCCUGCCUGCACCCUCUUCUUCACCUCUCUUGUGCACUGCCCCUCUCUUUGGAUGGUUACCCCCAGGUGUUUCACCCAAUGAUACACUAAUAUAGUAUUUUCCGGCUGGUUCUGUAGGAAAUAAUUGUCAGAAGUUCGGGUGGGAGAGCACUGAUGAACGACUGAUUACGUAUCGGUUCAUUCCUGAGUCUUUCCUCUCUUGUUCUAACUAAGCAAGUUUUUUCUGCCCUUUAUUGUAAAAUCUUAGAGCUUUUUUGUGAUAUGUAUGUUUUAUCUGGAAAUAAAUUCAAGUAAUUCUGUUUACAUUAAAUAUGAUUUCAGUUUUGCUACA
This is a messenger RNA of Oreochromis niloticus (Nile tilapia), 2796 nucleotides long. RefSeq names its product leucine rich repeat containing 75Bb (gene lrrc75bb). Lineage: Eukaryota; Metazoa; Chordata; Actinopteri; Cichliformes; Cichlidae. The record is from RefSeq and is a predicted model, not a curated record. Bases 144 to 1283 code for a protein of 379 amino acids. The transcript has 5 exons.